Aspergillus fumigatus Af293 is the source of this 1599-nucleotide messenger RNA. The record is from RefSeq and is a predicted model, not a curated record. Lineage: Eukaryota; Fungi; Ascomycota; Eurotiomycetes; Eurotiales; Aspergillaceae.
AUGAAGACUGUGGCUGGAGUACUUGUCCUUGCUGUCAGCAGCCUGGCUGUAGGCUCUGAUGCCACCAAGCAAGCUCCACCAGCCCCCACAGGGAGCAGCUACCCCUCGGGCUUUGACAUGACCCGGAGUUGGGCGAAUCUGAGCCCCUAUCAGGAGGCGGAUAGCUUUGGCGUGCCGAAAGGAAUGCCGCACGGCUGUGAGCUGUCCCAAGUUCAUGUGCUGCACCGCCAUGCCGAACGCUAUCCGACCCCGUAUCCCUUGGAUGGGCAGGGGAUGGAGGAUUUUGCCGCGAAAUGGAGCAAUUACACCAAGAGCCUUCAUCUCAAAGCCCCCGCCACCGGUCCUUUGAGCUUUCUGAACGACUGGGAAUACAUUCUAGGGGAGGACACUCUCCUGGCAACCGGCGCUGCGACCGAGGCUACCGCAGGGGCCAGCUUCUGGGCCAACUACGGACGGCUCCUGUACCGUGCCGGCCGGGAGAAUGGAGCGGCCUGGAAUGCCUCGUUGAACGUGUAUCCAAACGGCACGGCGCGUCCUAAGCCGGUCUUUCGCACGACCUCACAGCCGCGGAUUCUCGAGAGUGCUCGAUGGUGGUUGAGUAUGGACUCCCUGAUGUCUCGAGGUGGGUUUUUUGGCGAUACCGGUGCCAACAGUUCUUCCGACCAAUAUGACCUGGUUGUGAUUCCAGAGGCAUCCAACUUCAACAAUACUCUGGCCUCUUACGACUCGUGUCCCGGGGAUAUGACCGAAGGCGAUGAUUCCGCGCAAAAAUUCAUUCCCCGCUAUACUCGGCAAGCCAUCUCCCGUCUCUCCCGACACCUGCCCAAGGACUUUAACCUGACGGCUUUGGACGUGCUGGCGAUGCAGAACAUCUGUGUCUACGAGCACAUCAGCCUUGGCGGUUCCUCUUUCUGUUCACUCUUUACCGAACAGGAGUGGAGGGAUUUUGCGUAUAAUGUCGACGUGCAGUACUAUGGGGACUAUGCGUACGGGUCUCCCACGGGCCGUGCGCAGGGCAUCGGCUAUGUCCUUGAACUGGCGGCUCGACUGCAGGGCACGUUGAUCUACUCCAGCGACACCAGCAUUAACUUCACCUACGACAAUAAUCUGGCACAAUUCCCGCUCGACCAGCCCUUCUACCUCGACAUGUCGCAUGACGAUAUCCUUCUGUCCGUCAUCACCGCGUUGGGACUGCGCUAUUUCAGAUAUGGACCGCACGGCUUGCCCGGGAAUGUUGACCAUGCACUCAACCGGACAUUUGCCAUGAGCCAGAUGACACCAUUCGGAGCGCGCCUCAUGUCGGAGGUUUGGACCUGUCCUCGUAAUGCGUCGCUGGACUCCCUUGCUCCGGUGCUAUAUCGUAAUCCCCAUGUCGAGCACACUGUAGGCACGACCCGAUUCAUCCGCUUCGUUCUGAAUGGAGCUCCCUUGCCGCUCGACGGGCUGGUAGGCUGUGAGCAGGCCCGCCAUGGAUUCUGCCCGGUCGAGGGAUUCCUGAACGGUGUUCCGACGCUGAAGAAAGAGGCAGAAUAUCAAAGGGCCUGCUUCGGACAUUAUCCGACUGGAAGCCAGGUGGGUAACGGCGCUCCAGAAUCUUGA